CUUACACUUCAUAUGCUUCAGAAAGCGCUGCCCUUAUCUCCAGAUCUUACUACGCCCUUUACAGCUGUGGGAACUCUGCAUCUGCCCGCACUGUCCCAAAAACUGCCCUUGACGUCUGGGUCCCCCUCGGCGGCCGUAGCGGUUUUGAGCCUGCACCGCGCCCAGCGCCCUCCACCUUCCAGCGCGCUCCCUGUGCGUCGCAGACCUCCGAUAACGAGGCUAGAUACUGUAUACACCACAUUGGCGGCGAGUUGACGUACCCCCGCCCGGGCGCAUUAGGUGCUAUGAGCGCCCACAAUGGAGCCACGAUGGGCGCAUCAACAACGGCGCCCACCACUACCAACGACGAUACGACGAACGGCAGCGCGACGAGUCACAUAGACAGUGCUCCAAGAGCAACAGUGGAGAAGGACGAGCGACGACAACCUUCGCCCGCGACUACCCCCACACGCCGACCUGAGGUCGAGGAGCUUUCUCCAGUAACUCGCCCAGGGCCUUCGACAGCUGCUGCGACGAUAAUCUCAGCGGUACCAGCACCUACCAUGAUCAUAACUGAUCCAAUCGCCGCUGCCGAGGUUCUGGGUGGCUUCGACGACCAUGCCGAUGACCGCUCGAGUAGCCUCAGCGAGCUCGGAGACGCAUCUGAUGUCGAGUCUGAGCAACCCACACCACGACCUACCGCAACGGCGGAGCUCAACGAGAAUGACUCGGAGGCCGAGACGGAGCGAUUGGAAGAGACACCACGAAAGCUCAUGCGCACCGUGACGGAUACGUCAUUAGCUUCGGAAGCUCUGUACACACGAACACCCAGCAAGCUGAUGCAUUCUAAAACGAUAGAACACGAUGAGUCUGCCCCACCUACGCCCUCAGACGUCGCCGAAGAUGAGACCAUGGAAGACGCAGACGAGCCCCAGGACCCAUUGCAUGCCCUGUCCUUAGCAGCUGCUUCAGAAGCUGCGAGCCUCGAGUUGGCAGGAAAGAAGAGAAAGCGGAUGAGCGCUCGGGGCACGCCUAUCGACGAUCAGGACGACGAGCCCGCACGAAAACGCAGCGCGUCUGCAAAGGUCGCGGCAUACAACGGCACAACAGAGGAUAUCAUCGAGAGCUCUGAGCGAGUCGACGCAGAAGAGGAGCUAGAUCAUGCUGAGGAGCGUCUGGACGAUAUUGCCAGGGAGGAAAUCGAUCUCGAAGAGAGGCAGGCCAACCUUGCGGCCGAAGCUGUAAGCGAGCUUGCUACGGUUGCGAAGCACACGAAACCCCGUAAGGGUGGCAGAAGAGGGAAGCGAAAAGCUGAGGACUCCACCUACGCUUACACGGAAGCUCUCGCGACAGCCGAGACCGUUGAUGGUGAUAUCGAGGGCGACGACAACGAAGAGGAUAGCGCAGUACUUGAUGAAGAAGUUGCUAAGAAGAAAAGUGCAAUUGACGAGCUUGCAAAGAUCGAGAAGAAGUUCAAGCUCUUCCGCGAGAAGCUUUGCGACGAGCAAAUUGCACAAUACGAACGAGAGCUCGAAAUGCUCAAGCAACCCAACUGCCAACACCCCGAGUACCUUGCAAUGAUCAAGUGCAUAGACGACCGAAGAGCGGAGAAGAUUGACUACGAAAGAACACUGCUCGAGCUGAAGCAGGACAAUUUGGUGACCAUUACUGCCGCUACGAGGCAUCAGAUGCACAGCCAAUAUUUCCAGACAGUGAGACAGCUGCGAGAGGACGUUUUGGAAGAGUGCAACCAGCGUGUCUUUGAGCUACAGCGUGGCAGGCGAUCGCUAGGCUGCGACGAGACUGAAUACAUGAUCAAGCUUCCAGAGAAGCGCUCCGAUCAGAUAAGACACCAGACGGCAUAUAACCUCGAGGUUUCCAUCUUGUCUGGUGUGGCCAAGUAUGUUGGCUUCCCAGCUGCGCCAGACAUCAGUGCGGCACGGCCUACCGAGAUCGACGAGGAUCUUCGAGCAAUGAAGAUCGCAACACGUCCCGCAUUACCAGCGCCGCCACCAUCGUUCCGCACUUAUAAUCAGAGGACCACAGCAGACGAAGUAGCUGCAGAGAGCGAGUUCCUCGAGAGCACACCGUGGGCGAACCCAAGACAUCCUUCGCAUCAGGAGACCCGCUCACAGCAAGAGUCUCGCUUUGCCCCAGGGCCAUCACGCGUACCCAGCUAUCAGACACCAGCAGGGCAAAGACGCAUCGUCGACCUCAAUGCGCCUAAUGGCUCUGCAUCAACAAUCGAAGCAAAUUCGAACCCUCCAUCAUCCAACGCACAUAACACGAACGGUCGGAUAGGCGAGUCAGAAUCACCGGUCAUGCAGAUGAAACGACCGCCGACAGAAUACACAGCGUACACCGAUACACCAGGUUCGCACCCGCGCAACAUGGGGGUUCUAGGCCGGGAGGCAUACAGUAUCUUGUCAAGUCCGGCUGCACACCACGCCGAACCUCAGCUGCAUGAGCCCCCAACACAACGCUGGGGCGUCACGUCGGGCUCACCCGCCAUGCCCCCUGGUCCGCCUGGCGCAAGAGCACCAUUGACGCAGCGUAGCGGCCUUGGUAUGAGUGUAGGCGGUGGCUUGUUUGGACGAUGAUGAGCAAGUUCUUCGAUUUGUUGUACAUGACCUGUUUGUUUGCGUUUUGACGGCAUUGCACCAACUCUUUGGCAAGCGGCGCCCGGCGUUCCUUUUCGAUUUACCUGCAUCUGUGGAGGCAUCCGGCGUGUUGGCCUUUGCGAAAGGAAGGAAGCGAUGCAUAUCAUACCCUCAUCUAUCGGCAUUUUUGCAUGCGGUCAGGUCAUCUCCGCCUCAAUAUCUACUACUCCUCGCUUUGGGUCCUGAUGUGUUGCAUACCUCCAGCCAUCACGAUGACUAUGUUCUGUUUCCCAACCCAAUCACAUUCUUCAUAUCACUCGCUGCAUAUGUUCAAAGUGAAUCAACUGUUUGUUCAAGCAUUGGUGUUUGUGCACGCAAAGCACGGUUCUUGGGUUGGAGAUCCUCACCAAAGAUGUUCAACAACUCACUGUUCUUCG
This is a messenger RNA of Macroventuria anomochaeta, 3016 nucleotides long. RefSeq lists its product as uncharacterized. Gene Ontology annotation, cellular component: Sin3-type complex. The coding region runs from base 285 to 2579 and encodes 764 amino acids. Gene Ontology annotation, biological process: negative regulation of transcription by RNA polymerase II. Lineage: Eukaryota; Fungi; Ascomycota; Dothideomycetes; Pleosporales; Didymellaceae. Gene Ontology annotation, molecular function: histone deacetylase binding. The record is from RefSeq and is a predicted model, not a curated record. The transcript is spliced from 4 exons.